AUGAAAGACCGACAAGGAAAGAACGAAGAUGGGAUCAAUGCAGUAACUAUCGCCCCUGUGCCUCAGAGAGAGAGCUUCGAUGAAAAGUUCUCAGUCGAGGAGCUUGCAAGACGGCUCAAUGCGACUGUAGAAGAGGUUUUAGCUGCGAGAGAUCAUUCAAGAACGCUCACUCUGCAAGACACCCGCAAAGCUGCAGAUGCUCUUAUCUUCGAACAUGCCCUCGAUCCCAACUUUCCUGCGGGCGCGUUGGAGCGGCUCAAAAGAUUCCAGGCUAACGAAGAGAUGGUGGCACACCCUGAGAGUUACGAACAAGAGAUCUUGGAAGUGAAGGUCGAGGUGUCGCUACUCAUAACAAACAGUCCUUAUGCAGAAGUACGCGCUGUCGUUGAACCUCACGAUGACGUCAAUCUCCCUGUGUCAACGAUCCGCUCUUGGGCCAUUGGGUUGUUUUCUGUCGUCAUCGUUGCCUUCAUCAACCAACUGUUUAGUGUGCGGCAACCCUCCAUCUUUCUACGCUCUGAGAUUGUUCAGUUGUUGUCCUAUCCAAUUGGCAAGGCCGCAGAGAGGUGGCUCCCUGACGUUGGUUUGACGCUGUUUGGUGUCCGCCAUAGCCUGAAUUCCGGUCCUUUCAACAAGAAGGAGUAUAUGCUAAUCUCAAUCAUGGCUAACGUUGGCAAGACUCUGCCCAGCUCCAGGUACAUUGUUUUCACCCAAUGGAUGGACAAAUACUUUGGCCAACAUUACGCUAAAUCUUUAGCAUAUCAAAUUUUGCUUGCCUUGUCGACUAAUUUGAUGGGCUUUGGCUUAGCUGGUCUGACCCGAAGAUUCCUGGUAUACCCUUCUUUUUGCCUAUGGCCGGCUUCUCUGGUUACAAUCUCGCUCAACAGUGCUCUGCACAGUGAAACCAAUCGCCCGGUUACAGGGCCAUUCGCAAAAAUUUGGACAAUCUCGCGUUACCGUUUCUUCAUGGUUGCAUUUGUCGCCAUGUUUGUAUGGUUCUGGUUCCCAGACACUAUUUUUGGUGCGCUUUCGAUCUUCAAUUGGAUUGCCUGGAUCGCGCCUAACAACUUCACCUUGACGGCUAUCACGGGUAUCAAUAAAGGUCUGAGCUUCAACCCGUUCCCUACCUUUGACUGUAAUGUGGUCACACAUCACGUAGAUCCGCUCGUAGUACCCUUUCGAGUCACAUUUAACGCCUUUGUGGGGACUGUCCUUGGAGGCAUCACCAUCGCGGGUCUCUAUUGGACUAAUGCGUUCUACACCGGGUACCUUCCGAUCAACUCGAAUGCGAUGUACAAUCACCAAGGCGGACCUUACAACGUUACAAGGAUCCUUGAUCAUCGCGGUUGGCUCAAUGAAACAGCAUACCAGGCGUAUUCGCCUGUUUACCUUGCAGCUAGUAGUAUCACUAUGUACUACUUCUUUUUCGCCACAUACGCUGCUACCGUUUCUUACGCAGUUCUUUACCAUCGUAACGACAUCAUGCUUGGUUUCCGCAGUUUGGUGCGAAGCUUUAAGAAAGAGAAGACCAAUGACUUCAAAGAUAUCCACGCCAAGAUGAUGUCUUCUUACAAGGAAGUUCCCGAGUGGUGGUACCUCAUACUCAACGCUAUUGCUAUCGUACUCGGUGUUGUCGCCGUCGCCGCUUGGCCGACCGAGACUAGCGUUGGGGUCGUGUUUUUCGGUAUUGCCCUCGCACUGGUCUUCGUCAUCCCCACGGGGAUUAUCUUCGCUACAACUGGCAUGGAAGUCGAGUACAAUGAGCCUGGCAAUGCGCUUGCAAUGAAUUUCUUCAAGUGCUUCGGCUAUGUCACGACAGCACACGCGCUUGACUUUGCCAAUGAUCUUAAGCUGGCACACUACCUCAAAAUCCCACAGCGACACACAUUCUUCGCUCAGGUUAUCGCAGUCUUCGUGUCUGCGUUUGUCUCUACGGGCGUCAUGAACUUCCAGAUCCAGCACAUUACUGAUCUUUGCGAACCCAACCAGAAAGAUCGCUUCACCUGUCCAGGAGUGAACACUUAUUUCACGGCUGCAGUCUUGUUUGGCAGCCUUGGUGCCCGAAAAGUCUUUGGUACAGGUGGUAUAUAUACCAUACUGCUGUCAGCCUUCCCAGUUGGCUUUGUCCUACCGAUUGUCUUCUACCUGCUUCAACGUAGGCUGCCUCGCACUCAUUGGGCCGCAAAAAUUCACCCGGUUAUGCUUAUGCAAGGCGCCAGCUAUUGGAGUCCAUACAACUUGGCUUAUAUGUGGCCAGCAGUCAUUCCUGGAUGGUUUAGUAUGGUGUUCCUGCGCCACAGAUAUCUGGCAUUCUGGUCCAAGUACAACUACGUCUGUUCUGCGGCGUUUCAAGCUGGAAUCGCUAUCGCUGCAGUCAUUUUCUUUUUCGCAGUCAGUUACCCAGGUGUAUCAAUCGAUUGGUGGGGCAAUAAUGCGUCGAGUGGCUGUGAGCUGAAGACCUGCACGCUGUUGAAGUUACCAAAGGACAAGUACUUUGGGCUGCGUAUAGGAACCUACGCAAGCUGA
Molecule: messenger RNA, 2526 nt
Organism: Boeremia exigua
Lineage: Eukaryota; Fungi; Ascomycota; Dothideomycetes; Pleosporales; Didymellaceae
Product: OPT oligopeptide transporter
Exons: 7
Coding region: 1-2526 (841 amino acids)
Biological process (GO): transmembrane transport
Molecular function (GO): oligopeptide transmembrane transporter activity
Source: RefSeq, a predicted model, not a curated record